UUACGGUUACGGUUCUUGUGUCACGUGUGUUUAUUCUCCGUGAACCCUGGGUAAAAGGUCACGCGGCCAUCUUGUUGGCAAUAGCUACAACUGUUUGCUUUAACUACAAUAAAUAUCACGCUAUCCGAGCGGAGUUUUGAGCAUCAAGGAUUUGACUUGUUUUAAGAAAUAGUAUCGGUGCAAAGUGCGGCGUGCGCAAAGUGAACGUUGGGCUCUCAGCUUGCAGAGGAAUAUCCCUGGUUCUGGAAGUGCCGAUUGCGCGGCAACCUUGGCCAAUCUGUUGCAGGAGUUUGCGGUGUCACCUGAAGUUAAAUGCAAUUCGUUAACGUCAACGGACACGUAAGGAUUAUCACAGCCUGCGAUUCCUGUGGUAUUUGGUUUGUUUCACUUUAAUAUGCGAUGUUAACGCUACACAGACUCCGAUGUCAUAUUGCUCACAAGGUGCCAGGUGUUUAUUGAAUAAGGUUCAGCAUCGAGAUCCAGAUUUCGCUGAACUUUUGGGAAAGCCUGUUUGAUGUCUUGAAGUCCGGUGCCGAUACGAUCGACAAACUCGUGGAUAAACUGAGAGGUCGUGGAGCUGCAGCUGCUGCUCCUGCAGCUUGAGGGAUCCGCGCAGUCGUUUCUUUGCAGCCUUGGGUGAAAAAUUAGAGACAGACAGAACGAACGUAAGGAGAGAAGAUGUCGUCUUUUUCUGAAUCUGCUUUAGAAAAAAAACUGUCCGAACUGAGUAACUCGCAGCAGAGCGUGCAGACCUUAUCCUUGUGGAUCAUCCAUCACCGCAAACAUUCAUCAACAAUUGUAAACGUGUGGCACAGAGAACUGAAAAAAGCUAAAAGCAAUAGAAAAUUAACCUUCCUUUACUUGGCAAAUGAUGUAAUCCAAAACAGCAAGCGAAAAGGACCUGAAUUCACCAGAGAUUUUGAAACGGUGCUUGUGGACGCAUGUUCUCAUGUGGCCAGAGAAGCUGAUGAAGGGUGCAAGAAACACCUAGAGCGGCUACUGAACAUCUGGCAAGAGAGAAAUGUUUAUGGGGCAGACUUUAUCCAGCAGCUCAAAUUAGCUAUCGAGGACUCUAACAGCCCUAAACAUAAACUCAAGGGUAAGCAGCAUGGAAGCAGACGAGCAAAAGUUGACUUGCAAGAGCCUAUAGAAGUGAUAGAAGAAAAGAAGACAGUUAAACGAACUUAUCAAAAAAUUCAGGAAGAGGAGGAAGAGGAAGAUGAUGACUACAGGGGUCACUAUUCUCCACAGGACAAUGACACCACGGGUCCUCUUUUGACAGAAGAGCUGAUUAAAGCCUUGCAGGAUUUGGAAAAUGCAGCUUCAGGGGAUGCUGCAGUUCGACAGAAGAUUGCCUCCCUUCCUCAAGAAGUGCAAGAUGUAUCUUUAUUGGAGAAAAUUACGGACAAAGAAGCUGCCGAGAAACUCUCAAAAACAGUAGAUGAAGCCUGUCUACUGCUUGCCGAAUACAAUGGCCGACUGGCUGCUGAGCUCGAAGAUAGACGACAGCUAGCUCGGAUGCUAACAGAUUACAUUCAAAACCAGAAAGAGGUCCUAGCAGAAAGAGAAAAAAAACUUGAAGAGUACAAGCAGAAGCUAGCUCGAGUGACGCAAGUCCGCAAGGAACUGAAAUCUCACAUCCAAAGCUUGCCAGAUCUCUCGUUACUUCCCAACGUUACUGGCGGCCUGGCUCCUCUACCAUCAGCCGGUGACUUGUUUUCUACAGACUGAGAUAAUUCGUCUUUCAUACAUACAUAUUUGCAUCAGUGUGUGCAUGUGUGUGUGAGUGUGUAUAUGUAUGUAUACAGUGUACAGUAUAUGUGUAUAUUUCAUAUAUGCACAUACACAUGCACACACACAUUUUUUAAACCCUCCCCUGGGAGAUGGCCCUGUAAUCAGCAGAUUUUUUUUUAAAUGACCAACAGCCAAAAUGGCCAUAAUGCUGCCAGUGACAACAGCAUGCCGACAUUUUCUAAGAGGGGCAAAGGGUUGGAUGAUUUUUUUUUUUUGUUUUGUUAGACAGAAGGAAAAAAAAAAAAAACGAUCUUCACCAGCUUCAAUAUUACAGGUGUUAUGUUGUUAUGGGGAAGGUGUAAAAUGAGAAAUGCUUUCACUAUAGGAAAUAAAUCACAAUAACUUACACACAAUCUGUUCAACAUUUAAGAAAUGCCUACCCCAUAAGAGAACCCAGGGACAUCUGAUCUAAUAUUAGUAGUUUAACUGCCAUUUUGAGUCUUAGUUAAAAAAUGAAAAGUCAGUCAUUUGUUGAUGAAAUGAUUGUUUUGUAACAUAAAACUGUGCUGGUAUACCCAACCCAAACCCCCAAAACAGAGGUUGAAACUGUAAUGGCAACCAUUUCUGCAAGCUUCCUUUUACUUGAGUCCACAAUUGCAUUGCUUUUCUACUGCUGAUUUACGUUAUUCUCCUGUUUACAGUAUGGAGGCAUGAACUCUCUGGCAAUAAUUCAGAUAGAAAUUAUUUGUAAAAACAAAUAAACAAAAAAAAAAAAGAACCAUUUCAGUGAAAACAUUUUAUUUUAGCAAAAGUCUGUAUGCUUAGUUAAGCUUGAAUUAUUUUAUAUUGAUAGUUAUUUAAAUAUUGAGUGAAGUGGCAGUGUCUCAUCUUUCCCAUUAAUGUGUCACAAAAUGCAGCUGCAUAUGCCAUUUAGCCUUUAAGGGAGUGUGAUGACUUGGCAGAGUAUAAAUUUGGUUUACCUGUGUCAAUAAGAGAUGCCGAGAUGCUACUAGAAAUAUCAGGAUGCAUUUUUCUUACUUGCCCUUAUAAAGAAAACAAUAAAAAAAAUGGGAAAAGAA
Messenger RNA from Erpetoichthys calabaricus (reedfish), 2813 nucleotides. It is a transcript of the gene rprd1b, whose product is annotated as regulation of nuclear pre-mRNA domain containing 1B. Gene Ontology annotation, cellular component: RNA polymerase II, holoenzyme. The coding region runs from base 679 to 1731 and encodes 350 amino acids. Gene Ontology annotation, biological process: mRNA 3'-end processing. Gene Ontology annotation, molecular function: RNA polymerase II complex binding. Lineage: Eukaryota; Metazoa; Chordata; Cladistia; Polypteriformes; Polypteridae. The transcript is spliced from 7 exons. The record is from RefSeq and is a predicted model, not a curated record.